AUGGAUAUUGUAUGUGAAAAGUCUUGCUCAUCAUCUUCAUCGUCCACGAAAGCCAAACAAACAUUUUCUUAUAUAUCUUCGACUUCUAUAUCCGUGGAAGAUACUCGAAGGUUUUGGACAGCCAAUUGCAGCAGUCCCUCUCAAAGCAUCAGCAGUCAUUCGAUGUAUGAUAUCAGCAACAGCAAUGACAUUGACAUAUCCUUUGGAAUAACCACAGACGAUAAUAUGACGGAUACUACCACUACUUCUGCUAUACCAGGUGCAUUAAUUUUUCAUCCAUCCUCCACUCACGAACCACCACCAGCACAGCAAAGAAAAAGACAAAGAAAAACAACGGAAGAACGCGCAUGUAAUGCAACGACUACUUUAUUACUAUUGUCCAUCAUUGAAUCCCUUUGUAAAGCCCAUGCUGCUGAUAAUAAAGGGAAUAAUGACGAAGCCGCUAACCAGCAUUUCUUGCUUAUUUGUCAAACCUUGAAGCAACUGGGUGUAUUGAAUGAUGAUGAUAGCAGUCUUAGCAGUAGUAACCAUAGUAGCCGUCAACACUCGCCCAUCUCGCCAUCAGCAACGGAGGGUCAUCCUUUCGAAGGUGAUAAAUAUGCUAAAUUUCGUUCAGCCUCUUUAGAGGCUUUCGAACAGUUAUUUUUCAAUGCAAAAAAAAGGCAGACCUUUUCCAAUAUCAGUAGUGCCAGACAGCAGCAGCAGCAGCAACCGUCGUCUUUCAGCAAAGGAGUAGAACGUAAAUUACUACCUUUCUCACCUUCAUUAGAUACGUAUUCAAUGGAAGCAGCUGAAGCGCACGAUAGCCACAGCCAUAUUUAUUCUUUAUUCAGUCUUACCUUCGAAGGUGUUCGACCUGCCCGCUAUCAUCGUGACUUUGUAGAACUGGAUUUGCUGGGACGUGGUGGAUUUGCGAGUGUGUGGAAAGCAGAACAUAAAUUAGAAAAUAUCCACUAUGCCAUCAAAAAGAUACCUUUGCGGACCUAUUUGAAAGAUGGCUAUGAAAAAAUAUUUCGCGAAGUGAAGCACUUGGCAAGAUUACAACAUACCAACGUAGUGCGCUAUUACACUUCUUGGACAGAAUUUGUCAGUGAUGCUUAUUUAAAGAGAGGGACACAGGACGACGGAGACGACGACGACGACGACGACGACGAGGAUGAUUACGGUUCUGACGGAAUGGAAAAAUCAACACAAAAACAACAUGCUGGCGGUACCUUUGUUCUUUUCAUCCAAAUGGAGCUCUGUAAUACAACUUUGCAGGACUUUUUAAAGCUGAGAAACCAAAAACCGAACGAAUACUUUGAUGAAAAGCAGAAUGUAGACAUUUUUCGACAGAUAUUAGAAGGCAUCGAUUAUAUACAUCAACAAGGCAUCAUGCAUCGAGACUUGAAACCAGGAAAUAUUUUCUUGAUGCCUCCCACAACAACAACGACGAAUGGAACAACAUCUGUCAAGCCGACUGUGAUUCCGAAAAUUGGCGAUUUCGGUUUAUCAGUAGACAUGUAUGCUUCAUCCGCUGUUUCUUCUUCUACUACUACAACGACUGUGACAGAUUGCUGUGCUACGUUAUCCACGCCAGCGAUGAGUGGCAGCAGCACAGAAAGCGUUGUCCUUAAAGAUGUCACGGGUUUGUUUGGUUCUCUGACAGGAAAAAGUGAGGGCUCGACAUCCGAUGGAGAUUCGAGUACAGAUAAUGCAGUCGAUCCACCACAAGGAAUGAUUUUAUCUGAUUUAUCUCGGAUCAAAUCAGGUGCUAGAACGAGUGGAGUAGGAACACGAACAUAUGCUUCUCCAGAACAGUUGGCAACUCGCUGUAGAGUGACUUACAACGAGAAAGUGGAUAUCUACUCGCUUGGCAUCAUUCUUUUUGAGUUAUUCCAGCCCUUCUCAUCUGCUAUGGAACGCGCGCGUUCAAUCGAUCAAUUGAAACAAAAAGGCAUCCUGCCUUCAGCCUUUCAGCGAAAAUAUCCUUAUAUUGGCGACAUGAUUCUUCAUAUGCUACAUCCUGAUCCUCAGCAAAGACCAAGUGCGGUAGAAUUGCUUCAAAAUGACAUUUUCUCUUCUCUUGACUCUAUCAGCAGCGACAGCAGUAGCCAUAGGCAACAUAGAUCGUUGACUUUAUCACAUUCCCUAGUGUCCAGGGAGCAAAAUGAAAGAUUGGGAGGAUUACGCCCAUCCUUACCCGCAUUACCGUCACCUAGAAGCAUCGAGGCAAACGAAAUGGACGGCUACCGUAGUAGCCAUGGUAGCCAUUACAGUACCUCUGCAGCCAGCAGCGCGAGUCAGAUGGAAAGACUUGAAAUGAAAUACAAGGAAGCAAUGAUGGAGAAUGAGCAACUUCAAACGAAAUUAAGACUGAUGGAAAAGCAGCUAUCACAGAUAAACAUGAAAAGUACCCUACCAACGUCCUCUCAAGAUACCAUUACGACCACCUUUUUGGAAAAGGUGCCUUCUGUGACCAAUAGCAACGCUGGAGAUAGCUAUGCUUAUGAUAAACGAGCUGUCUCAAAAAUAUUUUCUAAUUUCAUCUUAUCUUCUCAUCAUUAA
Messenger RNA from Mycotypha africana, 2547 nucleotides. RefSeq names its product kinase-like domain-containing protein. Lineage: Eukaryota; Fungi; Mucoromycota; Mucoromycetes; Mucorales; Mycotyphaceae. The coding region runs from base 1 to 2547 and encodes 848 amino acids. The transcript has 3 exons. Gene Ontology annotation, molecular function: ATP binding; protein kinase activity. Gene Ontology annotation, biological process: protein phosphorylation. The record is from RefSeq and is a predicted model, not a curated record.